Messenger RNA from Dujonia railenensis, 558 nucleotides. The record is from the annotation of a GenBank genome assembly. NCBI's taxonomy places the organism in Eukaryota, Fungi, Ascomycota, Pichiomycetes, Serinales, Debaryomycetaceae.
AUGAAGAUCACCACACCCGAAGAAAGAGAAGCGCAUGGGGCACAUGUUGCAGCUGAAAGUAUUAAAGGGACCUUAAUUGGGGGCUUAACGUCAAGUGCGAUUUAUCUUUACAUUAGGAGGUACCGUCCCGCACAAUUCAGAUCGUUCAGUACCAGCGUAAAGGCAUGCCUACUAAUUUUACCAACUAUUGGGUUAUGUUCGUUCUGGGCCGAGGAAGGUUCACGGGAGUUUGAUAUGAAAAUGCACUCGGAACUCGGAAGCGAUCUAAAGCUUCUACAAGAAUAUCAGGAUUGGAAACACAAGUCAAUUGGUGAGCAAGUAAAGCUUAGCUUGCUCGAUAACAAGUUCAAGAUCCUCUUUGGUUUGUAUGGUGCAUCAUUUUUCGCGGUACAGGAACUUUCCAGAGGGAAGAUAGGCCCUGAAGCUCAGGCAUUAGCAAGAAGGAACUAUUCCUUGGGAUUUGCAGCAAUUUUCUUAAGUAUUUUAAUUGGGUUGUCUAGACCCGAAAAGGAAGCGCCCAGCGAUGAGUGGAAGAAGUAUUUGAAGAAGAAACAGUAA